Molecule: messenger RNA, 1149 nt
Organism: Mauremys reevesii (Reeves's turtle)
Lineage: Eukaryota; Metazoa; Chordata; Testudines; Geoemydidae
Product: maestro heat-like repeat-containing protein family member 6
Exons: 7
Coding region: 16-1149 (377 amino acids)
Cellular component (GO): cytoplasm
Source: RefSeq, a predicted model, not a curated record
GGUGUUCGAACGAAGAUGAGUUUUUACAGAAGACUCGUCUCUAGGGAGCACAGAGAGAUCCAUGUGCACAAAGUGCUUGUCCAACCUGUAGCAAUGGAGGCAUGCUCUGACUUUAGCCAGCAAGAACAGGCCUUGCCAGAGAAGCCCCAGAGAAGGAAAUGUUCAUGGUCCAUCCUGUCAGGCAUGAAGAGACUCUGUGUCUGUAGCCAAUCUGACACCUCGAUGGCAGACAGGGAUGAGGAGAGAACAAUUUCCUCACAAAGAAGGUGGAGGCACUUGUCCCGGAAGAAGAUAGCAGCUGAGAACCAGGUGGAGUCAGAGGAGGUGAAGCUGCAGGAGGAUCCAGGGAAAGUUGAACUGGAUCCUACAGGGACGAAGAAGGAGGCGUCGGAGUCGCAGGGGAAGUGGGAAAAAGGGAGCCCAGAAGAGCAGGAAGAAGAGCGCACUCCCACCCCCUCAUUACCAAGCAGCUCCCAUAUGACCAUGACCCCCGGGGAGCAGCUUCCCUCAGCCCAGCUCCAAGCCCUGCUGAUGAGAGCCGUGAAGGGUCUGACGACACCCACCCUGGAGCGAUUUCAAGCCGCCGAGGAAGAGCUGAGGACCAUCGUGUCUCUACACGGAGACAAGAUGGAGAGAGUUGGAGACGUCGUGGGACGUAUCUUAAUCUGGCUGGACAACGUCUGUCAUCCCAGAGCCAGAAAAGCAGCACUGAGGGCCACGGCCUUGCUGGCUCGUUCCCACCCCCAGGACGUGGUUCUGAGCUGUGUGGCACACACGCUGUCCUCGGACAGAUGUGCCAUUGAGCUGUGGAAGGCCCUGGGGGAAGAACCACAGCUCCCCAGGGAGGUGCUGCAGCAGCUGCUGGACAAGCUCCAGCAGAGACACCGGGAGGAGAAGAGCGGCAAUGUGUCUCUGGCUGCAAUGAGGACCAUUUACGAGGUCCUUUUCCUAUGGGGAUACCGAGAAGCCAUCCUGGAAAUGUAUCCCCAGAUGCUCAUCCUCUGCGUCAGGCAAGUGCAGUAUGUGAUGGAUCUGCACUUGCCAGGGACUACAUGGCCAGCACGACAUCCAGCCCCGAGGAGGGAUCCAGCUGCCUCAACCCCUAAGGUAAUGACUGAAAGGAAAGGAAGAACAGAUGUGCUCUGCUAA